UGUUUCAAGACUGCAGCUGUUUUUUCGUCUCCUGGUGACUCUUUCCAAGCAAGGUUUUGUCUUAUGAGACUGUAAGUACAUUUGUUAUGUGCCCAAAACUAUUACAGUUAUUUUUGGAAAACAGCUUCUGGCAUUUAUAGGUUGUUAAAUGAAGCAUUCACGCUUGGGCAAAUAUAUGAAAAUCUCCGUACUCAACGUUAACCCCAACUGAGCCGAUCCUGUUAAGACUUAAGCUCAGAUCAGUGUGAUCAACUAAACUCACUAUUGGCUCCGUGUAUACAGCUGCGCUGGUGUCGGGUUCAAACCACAAACUAAAGACUAUACUCAACAUACCGAUCUGAAACUAUCAACGUGUUCACUUAGGGAUUUUGCAAUAUAUUGCUGUGACGGAGGUAAAUAUAGAUCUGCGGGAGUUUUCAGUUUAUGAUUUGCUGCUCUACCGCAAAGUUUUGACUGAGUUGUUUUCAAACUCACGGACGCGAACUGAUCUUCUUGGUCAGAUCCUUGCCCCCUUUUGGUAGGCAAGCUUUUCAAAUCUCGAGAAGUCAAACUUGUUGUUGAUCUCACAAAAAGCAGUCACACUGAUUUAACCGUUCAUUGCUCUAUCCACACCUCCAAAGCCGGCUUUUUAAUUUAAGACUGACCUCCCUCUAAGUUGACAAAACGGUUCCAAAUAUUAAUGUUUAAAAUAGUGCCUACCGACAAACAAACACUACCCGAAUAUAUAGAUGUCUGUAUUGUUCUGAUCACAGUUCGGGGGAGACUGGGUUUUUGUACACAUGCAUUUAUGAAUACUUUGGCGGUACAGUCACGGAGAUCUAACGUUCUAAAGCUUACAUUUUAAUAGCCUCACAGAAGACGUGUUUGGUUUAAUUUAUGAAUAAUUCAUUCAACUAAAAUUUCUCGAACUGCAUCUCCGGUUUCCGGCGAAGCAGCUCAACCAUACUAGUGUAUAAAUUUGUUGUUCUAAUUUUGAGCAAAGAAGUUUUGAAUUUCCUAGUCUUCUGCAAGUAGUUUUAAGUAGGGUGUUUUUCGCAAUAAACGUUUUCUUGAACAAUUAUCUGGUACUCGACAACUAAAUUUAAGUAACAUAUACCCAAAUCAUAUGAUUUAUAACGGAGUUUUGUCCGGGCUUUUUGUCACAGAAUUUUCCUGUAGGGUAUAGGAGGUAUUUUUGAUACUAAUUUUUGCUGAGGUCGUUUUCACGCGUUGCUACAAAACGGUACUUAUUAAUUUGUUUUAUAAACGAUCAAGAAUCGAACCUUAAAACCUACCAACCCCAGGGGUAAAUUUUAUUGCUUUCAUUAGCAAAAAGUCAGCUAAAUAUUGAGCGCAAAUAAAUUUGAUUGAAGGUAGUUCAAUAUCGUGACAAAAAAACCAUUAAACGCUCUCCUGCUUCCCAUAUAAGGAAGCCUCAAUUAAUAUUUGUCACUUUCAAAUUCCCACCGGGGAUGCAGAGGAAACCAUUGAAGGGCAAUCGAGCGAACUGGUAGAUUAUAAAAGACAUGUAAAUUAGUUGUCUACAUAUUUCUGGGUUUGCAUUGUAAAAUGUACAUUGUGUUUACGGUGCUUUAAUUUCCUUAAAUAUGUGAAGGGUGUGUUCUGCUUCAAGUAAGACGCAAGACAUCAAGUUGUUGUGACCGGAGAGGGAAUAACGAUCUAACUUUAGUGACCUGCAAAGCAAACAUGUCUCUGUACGAUCGGGAGCGUCAGGGAAGUAUCACCUCUCCUAUAAGCCCGGCUAUAAGCCCAGGACCACGGAGAGAAAGCAGCGCUGCGUUCUUUAAGGGAUCGCUGUACGUCGCUAAUGCUGAGAAAGACUGGAUUGAUAUCCAAAAGAAUACGUUCAGAAACUGGUGCAACGAGCAGGUUAAAGAUUAUGGCGUGGAAAUUACUGGAGAAUUAAGCGAAGCCUUUGAGGACGGUACCUUGCUUGUGUACUUGGUAGAAUCGAUUUCUACGAAGAAAGUCGGAAAAUACAGCAAGCAUCCUAAGCUGUACGCACAGAAACUUGAAAAUAUAACAGCUGCUUUGAAGCUUCUGGAAAGUGAUGGCAUAAAACUCGUGAAUAUAGGUAUGUGUACGUAUAGCGCGCGCGUGACAGUUGACAGUUUUCCUUUCUUGCUUUAUUAUUCCCUCGCAUUAUCCAACAAUACAAACGAAUGUUAAGUAAACAUAUCGGGGAAGUGAUCUACAAUUAUGUAAAAAGUAUGACAACAAUUCCUCGUCUUCGGGUCACAAAACUCGAUUAAUUUCAAUCAUAAACAUUCUUCGCGAAGAUUUUUCCUUGUAAGCGAUAGGUACGGAUAUCACACAACAACAGAAAGCGAAAUACAUGUCAUUUUCAUCACCGACUUUGUUGUCAGUUAUAAGAAUUGGAAUCGUUGUUCACUGCUCGAUUUUACUGUAAUUUUUUGUUAAAUAACUAUGUCAACCUGUAUCUUUGCAAUUUCAUUUGUACUUGUUACUUGUUCCUACCUAUUGAUAUUGCACGUGAAAAUUCACGCACGCAAUCAGUGCAAAAUUAAGCGAAAAAAGGGAUAUUUAAAGUGAGUUUCGCUCCAAAUCUCUAGAGAGUCGACCCUGAUGAACAGAAUUAGUUAAAUCCAUUAUUUCUAUUGGAGGUAAAUACUUACGAAACUUUCAUUUAAAGCUCGAAACUCAUUAAGUAUUCAUUAUAUAGGUCUACGCGCUUUGCGAUUAAUAAUAUUUACGUUUUUCUCUUUAAAUCGAUUUGUGAUCACAGAUGUCAGAUUUAAAGGAUCGCAUUUUCAGAAGAGGAAAUGGAAUGUUAUUUUUAUGAAUCGAGUUAAUUUAGUUUUUCGGAUUCAAACAGGGUCAAACAAUAAACUUUGAUUUACGACCUACUUCAUCACAUUGAUUCCAUUCUUCUAGCUUCCGUUCAGUUCAUUGAUCUAUCUCUGUUGGCGUGGUAACAAAAUAUCAGGUCAAAGUUGGCUGUUGUUUGCUGGCCACCUUGAAAUUUACUAAAAAACAAGAGAAUUUAGCUCUCAUUUCAAAGAAAAUUUUAACAAAUGCCUGAAAGAUUAGAACCGCCUUGGAUGAUAAGUUUCAGUGAUAAAUAUAGAGUUUCAGUACCCUCCACGUUUAAAAAACCUUCUUUCAUAGAAGAUUUUUUUCAGACUUUUCAAGCAACUUCAGAUUUCUAAUUCCUUUUAACAUAUUGAACUGAUAAACACUUUUUAGACAAACAUCUUUGGAUAUAACUUGAGUUUUCACAUGAAGAAAAAACUGAAGUUUUCUUAGCGGAAAGAGAACUAAACUUUACCUUCUCAGUAAAAUAUAUAUUGCGCUGGAUUGAUGAUUAUGAAUAUUGGCUUACCUUAGAGCAUUACUUUUGUUUUCUUUGUUUUCACGCAGAAAAGAAAUCUGGUAUAUUUUCCGUGGAAGCUACGGCAAGCUAAGAGAAUUCAGAAUUCAAAAGAUCUAAAAUGUGGUCGAUUUUGGAAGUUUUGAUGAGCUCUUGCAUGUUGCAGUACAGAUUGUAACAAACAAGAAUAGGUCCGCAAUAGCACAAAAAGUUAUGACGAGAGGGCGUAGCACCGGGGUUUGUUUUUGGUUAACUAUUAUUCGCAAGUUCAUUAAUUCCUUUCAAUAACAUUUCGUUUUACCAGGGUACGAGUAUGGUAAUAAUAGCUUGACCAGAUUCAGCAAAUAAUUAGCACACAGUACAAUUCCGCGUUAUGGCCAGUACCUUAUGCAUGCGCACAGCUGCGCACACAUGCGCACAACUGCGCACACCUGUUUUGACCUAAUUAGGACACAUCAGCAUGGUGUAGCCCUUUAGGCGAAGGGUCUCGCUAGCGAUAACUGAUCCCGCCGCUUAUUGCAAAGACGAGUACAAAAGCAAUCCUUUAAAAGCCAGCUUUUCACCGUACACAUGGCUAUGCCUUGCUGACGAAACAAAUACCCAUGGCUUCCACUUCCCGGGUUAUUUGGCUGUGCGCAUGCCAAAGGUACUGGCCACGCCACGGAGUUUGGAGUUUAGAGUCUUGUUUAAGAAUAACUAUGAGUUUUUCCGAUUACUUAGGCAACGAGGACAUCGCCAAUGGUAACGUCAAGUUAAUACUGGGAUUAUUAUGGAGGCUGAUUCUUCAUUACCAGAUCAGCUCCAGUGGGAGCACAUCCGGGAAGCAGCUUUUGCUUCUGUGGCUCAAGAAUGCUAUUCCAGAGGUGGGAAUCAGAAACGUAACAACAGACUGGAACAAUGGCGUGGCCUUAAAUGCGCUGAAUGACUUCUGCCAACCAGGUCUGUGCCCAAAUUACAAAAGCCUUAAUCCUGAUUCAAAACUCUUCAACUGUAGUGAAGCAAUGGACGCUGCAGAGAAGACCUUUAAAAUUCCGAAGGUGUUGUCUCCAGAAUUCUUGUCAAGUCCAUAUGUAGACGAACUGAGUAUGAUGACUUAUCUCUCAUAUUACACGCAGCCGGGAUCGAUCGGAGAAAAGAAAACGUUGGAAUACAUCAACGAAGCCGCGCCGGGACUAGAUGUUGAGAACUUCAACACGGAUUGGAACGAUGGAAAAACGUUGUGCCGUUUCCUGGAAGCACAGUGUCCAGGCAUCAUCCCGGAUUUUGAAAACAUCGAUCAGAAGAGCCCCUUGGAGAAUGCCAGUACAGCUCUUAGAGUCGCUGAGGAAAAAUUAGGAGUGAAGGCAGUGCUUACACCAGAAGAAAUGGUAAGCCCGGAUGUAGAUGAGCUCAGCAUAAUGGCCUACAUGAUGCAGUUUCGCAACGCUGAAAAGCUACAGAGCCAGGCGCAUUUGUUCGUUGCUGAGGGCUCAGGAAUAAAAAGAGGAGUACGUGGUAAAACAUCAGAGUUUACUAUAUUUGGACGGAAAGAUAUCGGGUUUGGUGGAAUCCGCGUCCAAGUAAAAGGCCCCAGCGGGGAGAAAUCCUGCCCGGUGGAGACGUAUACUGAUCAUGACGGUUCCCUUAAAGUUCGAUUUGUUCCCUUUGAAACCGGUCCGCAUACCAUAUCAGUGAAGCACUUCGGCAAAGAAAUCCCCCAGGGGCCAUUCAAUGUCAUGGUGCAUGAGAAUGUUGGAGACGUUCAUGUGUCCGGUGCAGGAAUAAAAAACGCGGUGGUUUCCAAACCAGCAGAGUUUAUUGUUCACACCAACGACGAAAAUUCGCCUCCGGUCACCGCUUCGGUGGAAGGACCCACAAAAACCGCGACCUGUAAAAUUGAUCCCCUGGGAAAUGGAAAGUGGAGGGUAACAUUCACCCCCAAGGAAGUGGGCGAGCACAAAAUCCGGGUUGAGGUUGGUAGCACUCCGUUACUUGGCAGUCCGUUCACGUGCAAAGUGGGUGAUCCCUCAAAGUGCAGCGUGACAGGGAACGGUAAGUAGGUUUGGAAGUAAGUUGUGACGAAAUAGUUUGUAACGCAAUCCUCCAACUUAUGUACUCUGUGUCACACAUUCUGUUGGCAGAUAACUCAAUUGACCACUCCAGAAAAUACAUACCAUAAUGCUCUAUGUUUGUCACUCCAAAAUUUUGCAUAAGCAUUGUCUUCAAUUUCUCUUGGGAGUUAAAACUUUACAACUCACGCAUCGUUUCCUCCAAAUAAAAGGGUCAUCAUUGAAGAGGUUCGCUUUCCUUUCAGAGAAUUCACGGCAGUCUGCUUUAGGACGUCCGACCUCCUACGAAGUGGACACCUCGGGAGCAGGACUAGGGGAAUUGGCCAUUCAGUGCCGGGGCCCUGGCGGAAAUGUUCCCGUGGAUGUGCGCCCAACUGCGCCCGGGAAGUAUAACGUGACAUUCAUUCCGAACAAGCCGGGAGAGUACAGCACUCAUUUUGUGUUCAACGGAGAGGAUAUCCCAGGGAGUCCUGUAAAGUGUCUGGUGAAUGAUCCCACUAGAAUUGUAGCGCACGGAGAUGGACUUCAUCAGGUGACGCAUCACGUGAUAUCACAGUGGCAGACUUAGGGGGAGGGGCAGGCUCUAGGGAGGGACGACACUCCUUCGUUGAAGCCCAUUUCCCUGAAAUUUUCUCGAUUCGUCCUGAGAUUUCAAUCUUUGAAGUAAGAAAAUAGCCGCUUGAAACCCUUUGAAACAGGUAUCAAAAGUUAUUUUAAAUUCGUCGAAAAAGCAGCAUUUGAUCAAACAUGUUCAAUAAAAUCAAAUUAGCCAAUAAGAAAGUCCAGCGCGGGAAACAUACGACCUUUGUUAAGUGCACCGAACAUGUUGCCGGAGCACGGAACAUGUCGUCCGAAUCACGAGCAAAAAAGCGUUCGAAUUGUUUUGCACACGGCCCGAAAGCGGCCAUAAAUACCAAGUGUGGAAAAGAACUGAACAUGAACGAUGUAACCAGUUCAAAGCGUUAAGAAUAGUUUUAGUGUCAAACGUUCUCUCCUCAGGGGCGCUUUUCAAGAUUGUAGGAAAGAUGUAGUAUAUAAAAUUCCAACUAGAAGAGCAGAAAUUUUAACUCUAAUUUUGAUCGCCAUAGGUAACCACGGACUCCGAGGCAGAAUUCUUUAUCACUCUUCAAGGCGCUGGUGAUGGGGAACUGAAGGUUUAUGGAGAGGCACCAUACGGACACUUUCCUGUGGACCUUCUACAGUCCCCUGAUGAGAAAGAUACCUACAUUGUACGAUACACUCCUAAGGGGGUAGGGGUGCACAAAAUUCACAUCCUCUUCGCUGGUGAACCUGUGAAAGGCAGUCCCUAUAUAGUGAAGGUACGAAACUAUAAUUAAUUAUAAUAAUUAUUGCAUUAAUUAAUUAUUAAUUAUUGAUUAUUAAAUUAAUUAUUUUUAAUGUAUUAUUCACGAAUGGUGGAGAGGCGCUGUUAUGUACGAAUUCGAUUUAGUUCGACCCUGAGAAACACUAAUGGUAAAAUAAAUCAAUGAUGCGUGAAAAUUCCUAGCAGAGCGCUACUCAAUAGCUUUCAAUUUUAGAACCACAUAACAUUGCUCAUGGUUUAGAUGAUCGAGUUAACUCCUGACCUGUUUAUUUUCUACCAGGUUGCUGACCCCAGACAAGUCACAAUCUUAUCACGUAAGGUGGGACAGGAACCAAAGCGCUUCACCGUGCGUCACGAGGUGGACAUACCCGUGCAGGUGCCUGACUCGGCUGGGGAGGGCCAACUUGAGGCAUCUGUUUUAGGUCCUGAUCAGCAAAGUGUCCCUUCUACCGUCACCAAGGAGGAUGAUGGGUAUCAUCAUAUCCGGUUUGUACCUCGUCAAACAGGUUUGCACAAAGUGCGGGUCAUGUAUGGUGGCAAGGAAGUAUCCGGUAGUCCGUAUGAUGUUAAAAUCCGCGACUCUACAAGCAUGAAGGUUAAGGUGCAGGAAAUGGAACAGAUGAGGACUGGGUAUGCGACUCGCAAAGAGGUAUGGGAAAGUUCGCUGUAUAACAAUAUCAAUAGCAGUGGCCCUGAAGAAGACUAUGGUGCGAGAAUUCCCCCUUAUCAAAAAUUCCCGGUUUCUGUAGCAGCAGUAGAUCUCACAAUUAAAAUCUUUCGAUUGUGCCCUGUUUAAUGCAAGGUUUUUGUCUGUGUUGAAGGUUGAUGUUCCUAUUGAGGUACCGGAGGAAAUUGACGAGAUUUCCGCUACGGUUCAAGAUGAGGAUGGUAAAACAGUCAAAUCGUCGCUGACUUUAGAACCCGAUGGCUUGUACCACGUAAGGUAAGAACUCCAGCUAACAAACCCGCAAUUGCCUGCGUGCGGACGUCUCCUAGAUUGCUUGACCAUUAUUUUUCUUGACGCACCCAGACAGUAGACAAAAAUAAAUACCUGUUACAUGCUGGCAGCUACAAAACGAAAGAUUAGUGAGCGAAGCCAAGAAUUCGUCGAAAUCUUAAGAACCUCGUUCCCAGGGCUGUGCUCUUGUAAAAGUGUAAAGCAUUGGGGCGAGGUUGGGUUUAGCCUAAAGUAAGCAUAAGUUGAAGUUUUCUCCCUCCUUGGCUCAACGUUACUUUUUUCUCUUUUACACGUUAUUUGCUCCACUCCCUAGAAGAUGGACUAUAUAUAAGAUGUCAAUAUCAAUGUGAACCUCCUCGGACACACGAUCAAUUUCUCUCUUAAACGGUUUCUAUACAUCGUUAACUUCAGUUGAGUAUUUGCGAAACACUUAAUCAUGUUGAAACAUGUAUCCAAUCAUCAAUGCAGCACUUCAAGAACAGCGAAACACUAUGGGUAGGUGUCUUUUCGGUCUUCUUAGUCUUGGCCUUUUAUUUUAAUCUAACGUUGACAAAAUUGCACAUUUAAAAAACUCUGGUUCCUUUUCAUGCUGUAAAACAGCAAAAACGAACAAUACCGAAGGGCUUUGUUAAUUGAGUGAUCAAACCAAAGGAUUAACAUAGAUUUUAAAGGCGAGUAUCUCAUUUCACAACAUAAACUCUGACACCUGGAUUAUGAAAAGGUCAACAUUCUUUGGCUGUUUAAAAUUAGUCAAGAGAUUAUAAAGCGUCAUUCGCACUUGGUCCGAUAAAAACGCAAACGGAAACGAAGAAAGGAUUGAAUUCAGGUUUCGACCAGGGCAAGCAGUUUGCAAUAUCUCAAUAUCUAAUCCCUGAAGUUGAGAUUGAUUAUUGAGAUGUGACAAUUGCAAUUUCAUUCUGCGCUUUGCACUUUAGAGAAUUUGAUUGUGACCAAGAUUAUAUUGAUUAUAACUUCAGGUGAGCAUAGAUUUUCGUGCAUAUAACAGUUGAUGCAAUAGUCGCAGCGUAGUCACUGUAGUAACUUAGCUCUCUUACAACUACUAUAACGUGCGAGAAACUACAGACAUUUUGGCACUGUCAAAUUUCGUCUUUUGAGAGCGAAGUGUCAAUAUCUUGUAUAACAGACGACAAGAAAUCCUUGGUGUGCAAGUCUAGUACCAACAUGCACCUUUCCUCAUCUUUCCUCGAGUAUUGUGUUUCAAUAAUAUCUUUAAGUGGUCCAUCUUUAUUAGCUCCACAUACUCUUGUAUUGGUAGCUACUGUUUCUCUCUUUCAGAGAGUGGAACCUAUCAUUCAGAUACUCCAAACAUCGCGUUCUUAAUUCUUUUAUCUUUCACGUCUAUUAACGGAAACUGUCUUAAUAUCUACUGUAAUUUUCGUACUUAAAAAAUCUUGAAAGUUGUUUACAGUUUAGUCUCUGAAGCCUUCCAUUGUUGUUUCAACCCAAUAUUACAUUCAAUAUAACAUGUCUUUGACACCAACAGUAACCAAGAGACUUGCUGCUAUUAAUUGAGAAUAAACGAUAUUUCGACAUAAAAUUUGAAAGUAAGCUUAACCUCUUGUGUUGAUCUUUCUACCCUCUUGGAACGUAAUUUCCGGCACAAUUGUAUCAGGUACUAAUCACCUAUAUCAUUUAAAACCUAUAUUGAAUGUAAAGGUUGAAUACGGCACACAAAUUUAUAGAGAAUAUCUUUAACGAGCCACAAUUUAAACCAAAUUGAAAAUCUCAUUUCGCAUUUGUGCUUUUGCGAAGAACACAUUGCUGCACAGGAUGCCCAUUGUAGACCCCAGUUUCAAGGGGUCAAAACAAAGCAUUCAUCGGAGGCAAAACCAUAGCAACUGUUCUAGCCAAUCACAACGAACGAUUUUAAUAUCUGCAGCAGGCUGCUUAGCGCGGGAAAGCCAGUAACUCACGUUUCGCGUCCGCCUCUAUGCGAAAUACUAAGCUUCUAAAGAGGAGGACACGGCGAUACGUAGGGUCUCCCAGUUGGGUACUUCAAUCCCUACAUCGCGAACGAAAGUUUCACGUUCAAUCCCGUAAUCCCGACGCUUUUUAUCGUUUUAUCCUGAUCCCGAAAACGCGUUUUAAAAAAAUUCUUUGCAGACGUUCCAGACAAACACUGGAAGGUAACGGGAUGAAAGAUAGACACUUGACACUCAACAUUUCUCCUAGAAUUAAGAAAUCCCUUAUUCUGUUCUUAAUUAGAAUUCCGAAUCUCACUCCCCCUUAACUGUGAAAUCCCGAAUCCCGCGGGCUUUCAAAUAAGCCAAAUCCGGGAUCCCGAAAAAAUAUAUUGGAACUCUCUCAAUUGGUUUCAGUUUUAUUCUCUUUUGAUUGGUUCAACGAACUGAAGAAGUGGUCCGAGGAUCUUUUUAGCACCAAAAUAGCGCAAUCACGAAAUUGUUUUGGGCUCUUCUUUUAAAACAACUCUUAUAAACGAUUAAUUGAGUGAUGUUAUUAAAUCUUUUAUUUUAGAUUUGUUCCUUACAAGCCCGGCCGAUAUACCGUGGAUGUCCGGUGUGGAGGAGAGUCUAUUGAAAACAGUCCUUUUGUAAUGAAAAUUUCAGAGGCAGAGACAAUGUCUGUAAAACUCAAAGAGUUUGAAAAACCGGUAUGGUAUAGAUGUUUUCCUUCUCCUGCGUUCUGUUCUUGUUUGUGUUUAAAUAAAUAAACUGGCGUCAGAUUUUUUGACGAUACUCGUGUGCAGUCAGUUCUUUCUGAGACUGAGCACUAUGGAGUUGGCAAAAAGUUUCGGUUCGCGUCUCAGAGAUGUUAGGGACUUUAAGAUUCAACGACGCGACGGCAAUGAGAACGUCGCUUAAAAAGUGAAUUUGCGUUCUUUCAGUCUUUAUCGCAAUUAUUUCUACCCACUUACUUUGUCAAAUGUAGGCGGGCGAACCCUCCUGGAGUUGAAUUCCAAGUACAGACUGAGAAAUUGAAUAUCGUCGUUGCUUGUUUACGUUCCCAUAAAACGCCAAAUUAGGCAUUUUCACGUCGUAGUCGUGCAAGAACGGGCAAAGAAAUGUACCAAAAAGCGUGAUGCACGUGCAAAGUUGUUGUUUUGCUUAUAAAACCUAUUGUUUUUUGACGUUCUUGUUGCCGUCCGCGUCGUUGGAUAUUGAAGUCCCUUGUUGUCACAGCUUAAAAGAAAAUAACUGAACAGGGGGGACCCAUCUUUUAAAAAGCAACUAUUCAGGCUACCCGACUGUACUCUUUUUCCGAUUUAAAUUUGACUUCAACUAAAGGAAAAUUACUUGAGACUUCCACACUGUUUGUCCAGGACCCGAGGCUGCGUCAUUUCAGACGAAGAAAUUCCCUUUCUUGUGUAAACUCCAUUCAAUCGAUUAACCAUUACCUCUCACUCCCCAGGGUGAAAACAAAUAUUACGUGGGUCGCGAGGUUGACGUUCCCAUGGAGAUCCCUCCUGGGGUUGAUGAUGUCACUGCCGCUGUAUAUGACCCGGAUGGAAAACUAGAGAGUUCUACCUUCCAGAGGGAGCCGUCCGACGGUCUAUAUCAUUUGAGGUUUAUUCCUAAGAAGGCAGGGCAGCAUAAGGUGAGGAGAGUCUUGAUCCAGUAAAACGAAGCACGUUAAACGAGUGCGCUGGUCUGGCUAGCCGAAGUAUUGUUUGAAAACAAAACCAAUACACGUGCGCUGGUCUGGCGUUGUUUUUUUUUUUAAAGCCGAAAUAUAAUGUUUGAAAAAAGUUUAUUUCUUUAUCAAGUGCAACUGUUUGUAAUCAGCUUUGCAGUAGGUUUUGGAUUACGUAAUGUCGUUCUCUUUAUUAAAGUGUCUUUUUUAGCUGAUAAGAUCUCUUUUCUUGAGAUCUAAUGUUGACAACCAGAAGGAUCUUCGUCCACGGUUUUUGCAGUUUAUUUCUUUAUCAGUGCAACUGUUUGUUAAGUUGGUGUGUUUAGCCAUAGCUCCGGUUUUGUCGAUGUUACGUAAUGUCGGUCAAUUCUGCUCAUCCAUUACUAUUAAUAUUCUCCUCGUUGAUAUUAAAAAUAUCAAUUUGGUUCACUGUUAGUUUGUUUUUUACUUUAAACAUCAAAAUGAGUAUAGCAACCCCUCAGAUAGUAACUUUCGGUAGGUAUUAUACACUAACUUAACUUGUAGACGCGCCAAAGACUAUCAGACGCAAAAAAAAAAAACUAGGGGGUGGGGCUGGGUACAAAAGUAACUUGGCAUUUACUGGCAUAAGAUUUUUUUUAUUUUCCCGCCAAUGUUCGUAUAUGAUCUCUAAAGUUUAGGUUUUCAUCUAGGUUUACACCUAGGAUCUUGAUGGGACCCGACUUUUCGCCACAUAUAUCCAGAUCCUGGAACAGGUUGGUGAUAUUUAUCGCAAUUGACUUUUAAAAGAUUAAGACAAUUUAUUAAAAGAUUAAGACAAUUGACUUUUUAAAAGAUUAUCUUGAUACCAUUUAGUCAUCCUCUCUCCAUUGUCUCAUCCAUUCGUGCAUCAGUAGUCUGUUCCAGGCAUGACAUCCCGGGAAAAGAAACUUGAGACUUGGUAGGCAUGACAUCCCAGACUUGAUCUUAGUUUCUUGAAAUCUAAAUACCACCGAUUUUGCUACCUCUCGAUAAGUUCAGCGGUAGUUCCUAUUCGGAUCGAUUUUGAUGACUCAUUUUAAAGUAUUCUUUUCUUACCUAACUUUUAUCCGAAAAUCUGAAAAAGCAACGAGUAUCUGAUCAAACAUUUCAAUGGUGAAGCGGCAAACUGAUCGAUGUGUGUCCCUAAAUGCGAUGCUAUGGCGCAGAAAAUGCAUGAACCGAAGUCCAGUAGUCCAGUUUACAGUUUUAGCUAAACACUCGAAAAGAGAGUUUCUCACAAAGCUCUUCCUUAUCCUCUCUUGAUUAGAGUGACCUUUUCGACCGAAAACGUCAAACGUGAAUUUUCAGCGCGUGACAAAGCUUUCCCUUAACUUGCCAUUUACUAUACAUUAUAACUGCACGGAAAUCAAUACAUUUACCCCAGUUUUAUCCAUAAGAAUUGUUUUGAGUUGUUUCAUCUGCUCAUUUUCUAAUUUGAAUAUUUCUCAUCUUUACGUUUGCCGUAAAAGCGACUCUAAAUCUCUUUGUUCCCUCUCUAAUUACUUCUCCCUUAAGAUCGACAUUAAAAGCGGAGGACGUUCCGUGGAAAACAGUCCGUUUCCCUUAAAUGUGGUUCAGCCCAAUAACCCCGUGGUUCGGUUACGCCAGCCAGAAGAGGCCGACAGCGAGUACCUCGUUCGUCGGGAACUCGACAUCGCACUCGACGCAACCGAAGGCACUCAGAACAUGUCAUCGUAUGUCGAAGGCCCCGAUAACGAAAAUGUGCCGUCAUCGUUUGACAAAGGGGAUGAUGGGUUGUACCAUGUUAAGUUUGUACCCUACCAGCCAGGAACAUACAAGGUAAGGGCUCAGUUUGGUAGAUAGCUUGGAUUGCAGUUGGACAAAGGAUCGAAAAAUCUUAUGAAUUCUAACAGAAAAGUAUUUAUAAAUUUGUCGUCUCGCACUGGCUGCAUCCUUGCUAAAAGUGAUUGUGUUUUUUUUUGCCAGUCUAGCACAGGGCUUUAUUUUUCUUCGCGUUUCUAUCGUACAUCCCUUCUCGCUUGGUGGUAGCUUCAUAGUCCCCCUGGAUAGAUACUUGUCUCAAGUCUUCCCGUGUCGGGAAAAAUGCAUGUUUUGCAGCACUACGCAGAAGAGACACUGGACUCAUGUUUGCCCGUUUUGUACCAGCUCCAUGUCUUCAUACUAAAGACAAAUUGAUAAGCUCGGAGCAAUAUUUCAUCUCUUAUGUUUACUCGAUCUUAUUCCCUUGGUUUAAAAACGCUCAGUUAACGAUUUAUUCUGACGCUUUUUAUUUUCCACUCAGGUUCAUGUUAAUAGUGACGGCGUUCCAGUGGUCAGCAGUCCUUUCCUAAUAAGAGUCGGUGAUCCGGCCAAAGUUCAGGUUGCGCAUGUGCGCAGUGAGGAGCUGCACGCUGAGCGAAUUAUCAAGAACGAGGUGGACCUGGCAGUAGAGACCCCGUACGGCAUGGAUGAAGAGGAAAUAACCGCCAAAGUGACCAGUCCUGAUUUGGAGAACGUGCCGUGUUAUGUGACCAGAGAAGGCGAUAAUCGCUAUCACGUGAAGUUCACGCCCCACAAACCUGGUCCAUAUAAGGUAAAGGGAUCAAAAUCUCUCCAGGUCAAUCACUUAAUCAUCAGAUAUAAAUUCUUGCUGCUAAGUGUUAAGAUAGUCAAAUGAUUCUUAACUUAACAUGAGGACGCGCGUGCAAGAAGGGAGAAAAUGAGAAGAGGCUUCUUUCUCCUUCGCGUGUUCCCCUUGCGUGCGCGCGCUCUAUAAAAACUGACCAAAGAAAGGAACCGUCGCCUGCCACGCAGGCUAAACUUAACACUUUGAAUUAACUUCAUUCACGCGCGCUAAAAAAACACAGGAUAACUCCGAUCCUAUUGUGUUCUCAGGUUGAAGUCCGUUAUGGCGGCGUUCCAGUCCAGGGUUCUCCAUUUACAGUUAACGUAACAGACCAGACACAAGGUGUUCAAGUUGUCAAUUUCAACGAAGGAGAUCGCUUCUUCGAGAACCGUGAAGCCGAUAUCCCGGUGAUGAUUCCAGAAGGCGCUUCGUCAUCUUAUCUUACCUGUCGGGUUACUGAUCCUGAAAGGCAGAUACUUCCCAACGAGUUGGUCUAUGAUCCGCAAACCAACUUACAUCAUAUCCGGUUUGUCCCGGUUAGACCUGGGCGCCAUAAGGUUGAGGUGGAAUAUGACGGUGUACCAGUAGAGGGAUCGCCGUUUAUUAUGAACAUUGAAGGAGAUGAGGGUUAUAAAAAGGUCGUCGCCUCAGGCCCCGGUCUACAAGGAGGUGAGAAAAAUAGUGAUAGAAAGUGGGAUAGGCUAUAAAAGACUGACCGACUAAUACUAAGCAGUGUGUGCAUGUGAACCAGCGUCACUUUUGGCGGGAAAAUGUAGCCUGCGUAGCGAGCGUUUCCAAUCGAGUAAUAGGCCAUUUGCACGAUGGCGUCAUUUUACUACUAGGACCAGAAUCCCUCACGAUUUUUCUUUCAUAUUUAAAUUUGGUAAUCCCAGCGAGGAUUAAAUAACAAAAGCCCUAAUUUGCACAAGAAAGCAAAACCCUGAAGGAUUCUGGUUGUAGUAGUAAAAUGACGCCAUCGUGCAAGUGGCCUAUUGCGCGAAAGUUAGAGCGGGAGCAAAAAAAAAGAAAAGGUGGAAGGGGGAGGGGGAGGGGAGAAGAGUUUCCUUCUUUCCCCUCCCCCUCCCCCGUCAUUCCUUUUUUUUUUGCUCUCGUCCCAAACUUUCUCGACGAACUCGCGCGGAAACGCUUGCUACGCAUGCUAGGAAAAUUCGAUAGCCGUCGUUAUUCUUUUCGGGGCUUUAGCGAGAAUGUCGCAGUGACGGAAACAAGUUAUCAAACUUUAGAAGUAAGAAAUAUAGGAGGAGUAGUGAGGAAACGGCUCAAACGUUUUCAUUCAUUUUCUCUGCUUUUUAUCACAGGCAAAGUAAACGAGAAGAUAGAUUUCAUGGUAGAUGCACGUAAGGCAGGGCGUGGCAGGCUGACAGGGAAGCUUACUGGCGUGAAAUAUCACACGGAUGUAGAAGUUAUAGACCUCAAGGACGGUACAUAUGCAUGUCAUUACCUCGUGCCUCAACCUGGAGCUUAUGUGUUGUCACUUAUGUGGAACGGACAGCAUAUCCCUAACAGCCCUUAUAAGGUUACGAUCAAGGAGCCGCAGGUCAUGAAGGCCAGCAGUUGUCUUGUUGAAGGUAAAAAAUAAACAAAGAUUCUGUUAGAAUAGAGUACACUAAGGGCCUGGUAACCCUUUAAGUCCCAAUGGCGACCAACAUCAAUUUUCUCCCAACUAUAUCCAUCGAUUGUCAAGAGAUUUGGUUAUGAGAAUUAAUAAAGUGAUCACCUAAGAGAAAAUGCUUUGAUCUUUCAUCAAAUUCUCUCAACAUAUUCUUUAAGAAAAUGUAUAGAGAGAUAGAGAUCAGUUUCGAGAAUUUGUAUGUGGAUAUUAGGGCUUAAAGGGUUAACAAGACAUGAGUGAGCCGAGCUAGCCUGGCUAUCCCGGCUGGUCCAGCCCAUAAAAGCAACCUUCGCAUUGUUCAACACAAUGUUUUAUACAUUUAACAAUUAUUCCUCGAGCCCGAAUGGGCUCUGAUUCAAUAGCUCAUGAGGCCCAAGGUCGAACGGGCUAUUGACUCAGAGGCCACGAGGGCGAGAGGAAUAAAUGUUUUAGUAAAAUCCAACUAGUUGGUCAAAAAUAUUGAGAAUAAAAAAUUUUAGCUAGUUAAACUAGACUUUAAUCCCUUUUUUCCGCCAAAAAGCCCGCGCUUUUCGCUAGUAGUAGGCUAUAACAUAUAGCGUAGUAGUAGCUCAACCAAUCAGAACUCAGCAUUGAUAAUAGACCACUAGUUGGAUUUUACUAAUUCCAGAUACGUUCAACCCAUUUCUUAGUGCUUGAAUAUCGAAUGAAACUCUCCUCGGAUUUGAUUCGGGUGACUCGCUCGCUAAGCAAAGAGGUACCAAGACCUUGAUCUCUUUUAUUCUCGCCUGCAGCUAUUCGUAAAAUUAGAAUCUCUCACCUCAUAGCCAAUGAAAGUUUGACAAGUGAACUUUAGAACUGAACUACAGACCAAAACAAAAUUUAAAUGGCGAUAAAAAAAAGAACGUCAGCUUUAGUUUCAAACAUGCCUACUUUAAGAACCGACUCUCUAGUUCAAGUGAUCUAUAAAAUAGACGACACUUGAAUUUACGGACCUAUUACAAAGACGAUAACACUCAAAAACCCGUCAAACUUGUUUUUAUCACCAGGGAGUAUGCUAAAGGAAGGAGGAUCAGCUACAGUAGGACAGGCCAUGGGGUUCAAUAUCAACAGCAAAGACGCAGGACCGGGACAAUUAUAUGUACGCUGUCAGGGACCCUCAAAGGAUUGUGACGUCACUGUGUUUGAUAACAAGGACUCUACCUACCAAGUUCAGAUCUUUCCUACUGAAGUUGGGAACCAUCUGGUGUACGUGGAGUGGGGUGGAAGGCCCGUACAUGGAAGUCCCUUUUUGGUACGCGUGGGACAGCCCCCUGAUCCUAGCAAAGUCCGAGUGUACGGUAAGUGACUUUCUGCCAAUGAAACCUAUUUGAUUUGUGACGUAAUCACAGGUAGGUGAACGUGAAGAUAGCAGGAAACUGCACCAUGCAGUCUCUCGUCAAAGCAAGAGCCCAUUACCACGGAGCAUUCAUUGGUGACUUGUAAGUUUCACAGCGCGGUUAAUUUUACUUUUAUCUUUACUUUUUAUUUUCGGCAAAACUUCCUCUGUCCACAACGAGCUCGCAUAAUCCAUUGUGGUAGAUGAUCUUUUUACAUGGAGGUUCACAAGUCCUUCUUAUGUUCUUCAAGUUUUAAACACUCUUCACUCGACAAGUAGUUGUUCUCACCCGACAUUACUGGAAAUUUAACUCUAUUCAACCAAGGAGAUGUUUGUCUGAUUGGCUGUUGGGGAUUUUAGUCUCCAGUCUUCUUCCAGCACGCAAAUUUAAAGUAAACAAUCCUACUCUGUUCCUAUUGGCUAAAUUUUUUUGGCGCCACAGAUGAACCUAUCAACAGUCAGAAAAUCUAACACAAUGCAACCCAGGCCUGUAUGAGAGAUGGACGCCUGGGGUCAUCUAAUCUGUUUUGCUGUUACCUUUCAAUAAAGUGCUUUUCUUCCCAACAGGCCCUGGGCUAGAGAAUGGAUUACUGAGGAGUUUCAAAGGUGAAUUCCUCGUAGAAACCAAAGGUGCUGGACCUGGGACCCUUAAGAUCAGAAUUCAUGGUCCUCGAGGAGCCUUUAAGGUCGAAAUGUACCGGGACACUUCAAAGGAGCGUUCUAUUGGAGUACGAUACAACCCCACCGAGGUGGGGCGCUAUAUAAUCAACAUAAAAUGGGCGGACCAACAUAUACCAGGGAGCCCUUUUGACGUCACAAUAGUGGAAACCAGAGAAGAGCUGGAAUCGAUUAAUGAAUUAAAAGAUAACGCAGUAAUAUUGCAGCAAAGAGAUGCUAGAUUGUAGAAUAAUGGUAACUAGUAGUAUUCUCGAACGUAUUACCACCUUCUGGGUCAAAGCAAUCGAUCCAGCACUGCGUGCGUUAGGUGAGCGCGACUGCCGUCAGGCAUGUUAAAAUUAAGUUGGCGUAUAGAUGAAAAAUUUCAUUUCAUAGUCCGGAUUUUACAUUUUACAGUCAAUUUAGGUACUUAUAUGCCUUAUCUUAACUUCAACAUCUUUUGUGUGGUAUUGGUAGAAUAGAGGUGUAAAUAAAGGAGGUGGGGGUUCGGGGAGACAGUUUGUAUCCUUCCCGCUGAGGCCGUCACUGGUCCCACGAAACGUGAGAGGUGCAGGAUCUAGAAGAGUAGUCUGAGACCAGGCUCCGUAGUGGGCGAAAAAGGCGAAAAAAAUCGGCAAGCGAAGCGAGCAGAGGGGGAGGCUUGGGAGAGGCAAUAGCUCGCGGGCAAGCUCUCCAUUUCGAGUGGCGAGCGAAGCCAGCCGCGAGAGAACGCACGAGCGAGGAGAGGCAAGGGAGGCGGCCGUCGCCCUUUCCCCUUUCCAAUCCACCGCUGGGCUCACCUCGCUCGACGGUUUUUUCACUGUUCCACCCCGCUCUUUCACUUUUUUCCCGCGCUACGAAGCCUGGUCCUAAGCUACUGGAAGAAAUGCAGCUCAACCCAAAGGAGAACGUAUUACUUUGAGAUGUUGUCUUCAAGUUCUCAAGUUCAGUCCAAACCUAGCGACAAAAUAUUUCGAAAUGUCAGAAUUGGGCUAGACGUUAGGUCAUAUCAACAAUUAAUGCCUCGUAAAUAUUUUAGCCAACCUUCAUCGCGUCAACAACGUGAAAACUUACUGUAACAAUUUAUAACAAACACAAAGUGGAAUGCUUAAAAUAUAAUAGUGUAUGUUUUAGUUGGUUGCAGUUUAAAAAACUAAAUGCAAGUCUUUAUGACUCAGGAAUAUAAAUUUGUCCUACGUAAUUUGCCUUGCUCAAAACGGUGUUAUUUAAAGUAAGGAAGCGAUAUAUUUAUAAGUUACUAAAUUUAAUUAAAUUUACUGGGUCAAGUAUAAAUAAUUGGUAUGAAGCGUCAUGAUACGUAAUUGUAAUUACGACAUCUGACGUAAAUGGGAUGUUUGGUCGGCGCGCAGGUAUUUCUGUUGGAUAGUAGGGUAUCGUACCCUGGAUUUCUGCAUAUACAGGGUCAGCGUGUUUGAAAAUAUAUGGUGGGUUGAAUACUGGGAAGAAAUUUUUAAAAAAUGCGAAAAAAUAAUAGGUGACCAAAGUGAAUAAAGCUGUGUUCACAUUAGUUCCCAGAAUGAUGGCAGUGGCAUCGUUCAUGGUUCUAUAGUGGAUUUGUUUCUUGCGUAAAGAAAAGAAUUUUGUUCUCGUGAAGACAGCAUUAGAAGUGAAAUUAAUUGUGAGCAGACAAUUUUAACUAUUUGUUCAUUUUAUCGUCAGCUGUAAUUUUCGAUCGAAGUUACUAAUUAUUGAAUCAUUGUUCAGUCUGGACUUCGAAUGAGGCCUUGGUUUUUACUGUUAACAUUCAAAUAAGCUUGUUUGUAGGUGCUCUUGCUAC
Messenger RNA from Porites lobata, 19284 nucleotides. Lineage: Eukaryota; Metazoa; Cnidaria; Anthozoa; Scleractinia; Poritidae. The record is from the annotation of a GenBank genome assembly.